Messenger RNA from Xenopus tropicalis (tropical clawed frog), 1793 nucleotides. It is a transcript of the gene tmprss3, whose product is annotated as transmembrane serine protease 3. Gene Ontology annotation, biological process: proteolysis. Gene Ontology annotation, cellular component: membrane. The record is from RefSeq and is a predicted model, not a curated record. Bases 163 to 1614 code for a protein of 483 amino acids. NCBI's taxonomy places the organism in Eukaryota, Metazoa, Chordata, Amphibia, Anura, Pipidae. The transcript has 13 exons. Gene Ontology annotation, molecular function: peptidase activity; hydrolase activity; serine-type endopeptidase activity.
AUGCUGCAUAUCGGAUAUCCCCGGCCGGCAUCGGUUACAAGGUAUCGUUUCCAGCAAGCCGGUUCAUCCCUCCUAGAUAGUGUUUUUAUCAAUUGAGAGUGCCCAGGCUUCCCAUAUGCUCCUGGUUUACAAUGCAAGAAACGCUCGCCUUCAGGAUUAAGCAUGGACCCUGAGCAGAAGGCCACAGAGAGCGCUCCUGCUAUUGGCAGUUUGGAGAUCGUGUCUGUUACCAGAGAAGAACUGCCAGGUGUGGAUAUAGCCUUUUCCUUCUUCAGGUUAUUCUUUAUCCAGACAAAAGUCAAUCCUGGUACGGGGCCAUCAGAAAACAGUGGGAACGAUGAGUCGCCCAAGUGCCAUCCUAUUCUGCCGGCCAAGUACCUGAUCCUCAUUGUGGCCCUUCUUCUCCUCACUGUGUUGGCGGUGGCCAUUGGUCUAACAGUUCACUUCACUUGCCCAGGAAAGAUUCGCUGCCAGUCGUCCUCUAAAUGUAUAAAAAGAACAGAAAGGUGCAACGGGGUUUUCGACUGCCCAGAAGGAGAUGACGAAUACAGAUGUGCGAGGCUGAGUGGAAGGAAUUCCGUGCUACAAGCUUACACAGCGGGGUCGUGGAGAACAGUCUGCUCGGAUGAAUGGAAAGGCUUGUAUGGGAAUCUGACGUGUAAGCAAUUAGGUUUCUCAAGCUACGUGAGUUCUAUUUAUUUGCCUGUGGAGGCUGUUGAAGAACAAUUUAGGAGACAUUUUGUCUCGGUUACACCAUCUCCAAAGUUUGCUGGCCAAACCAGUUUGUUACAGCAGCUAAUAAACCCAAGUGAAUAUUGCUCCUCGGGAAAUGUCAUCACUCUAAAGUGUGUCGUAUGUGGCCUUAGGCCCAGUUACACAUCUUCAGCCCGUAUCGUUGGUGGCAAUGUGUCUGCCGUGGGGCAAUGGCCGUGGCAGGCCAGUCUCGUCUUCCAGGGCGUCCAUCUGUGCGGAGGGUCCCUCAUUACCCCUCAGUGGAUCGUAACAGCUGCCCACUGUGUUUAUGACCUGCUUUACCCUGAAUGGUGGCGUGUCCAGGUGGGGCAGGUGAGCCAAGCCUCUGAAUCAGCCCAGACUGCGGUGCCGGUGCAGAAGAUCAUAUAUCACAGCAAAUACAGGUCCAGCACCAUGGCCAACGACAUCGCCCUCAUCAGACUCGCAAGUCCGUUCACAUUCAACGGCUCCAUACAGCCAAUCUGUCUGCCAAACUACAGAGAGGAUUUUCCGGAGGGUAAAAUCUGUUGGAUAUCGGGCUGGGGAGCGACAGAGGAAGGGGGUGACACCUCUCAGACCAUGGAUUACGCUGGGGUCCCACUGAUCUCCAACAGGGUCUGCAACACAAAGUACAUCUAUGGGGGCGUCAUUAAGCCCUCUAUGGUCUGCGCGGGGUUCCUAGAAGGUGGAGUUGACACCUGUCAGGGGGAUAGCGGAGGCCCUUUAGCCUGUGAAGACAGCAAUGUGUGGAAACUAAUGGGAACCACCAGCUGGGGUAUUGGCUGCGCCUUGAGGUACAAGCCCGGGGUGUAUACCCGCAUCAGCUCCUUUCUGGACUGGAUCCAUAUUCAGAUGGAGAAAGAAGAGAGAAAGUCGAAUUAGCGGUUUCACGCUGAAUAUGGUCUGCGCUUGUAUUUAUUACAUCUACGGAUUCCAUUAUAAACAAAAAUGUAAAUAGAAAUUUUCUUCAAUGGCCAUUUUACUGACCCAAGUGUCCCAGUAUAGUCCCAGUAUAGUCCCAGCAUAGUCCCAGUAUAGUCCCAGUAUAGUCCCAGCAUAGU